Molecule: messenger RNA, 1720 nt
Organism: Stylophora pistillata
Lineage: Eukaryota; Metazoa; Cnidaria; Anthozoa; Scleractinia; Pocilloporidae
Source: RefSeq, a predicted model, not a curated record
AAUGGAAGAUGAAAGAAGAAGCGUACGCACACCGAGCAAGAUUUGAAGUUGUUGAAGUAAAGCAAAGAAGUGUAUUCAUUUUGUUGGACUAUUGUUAUGACGUUUACCGCUGCGUGAGACGAAAGGAGACAAAAUGAAAAUAUUCCUGAAGUAAAUUAAAGGAGCGAGCUGAAAGAAAUGUAGGUGAUCACCUUCUCUGAGAGGUGUGAAACGGGGUCUGCCUGUUAGAAUACAGCGAUAAUUAUUCUAACAAGUUCAACAUACAAAGAAAAGAAACUAUGGGAAGAAAGGAGCAUCGGCCAUCUAGAGUGGAUUUGAAAAUUGGAGUUUCUAUUUUACUUGCCUACGGUUUAACAAGAGUAACACUGACUCAAGCCCAGUUUACAGCAUGCACCACCCGCGGGAAUUACACAGAUGAUGUUUAUAGGGAAAUUCCCAUCAAAAAUGCGAGAACAAGUGUAACAAUCAGCAGUCCAGACUUCCCCAAGUCCUAUCCAAGGAACAUACAAUGUACAUGGAGAAUAAUCGCCCCCUUCGGUCACAAAGUUAGGCUUUCAUUUCUUGAAUUUCACUUAGAAGGAAGUUACAUAGAGACAGGUUGUCAUGACUACGUCAGUGUGAGAGACGGUGGGUUAGAGUUCAUAGACGGCAAAAUGAUUAGAAGGCGUUGUGGUUCAACCAAACCUCCGAUGGUUAUUUCUAGCGGCACAGUUCUUUGGCUUAGAUUUCUCACCGAUAAGGAGGUAGAAGACACUGGAUUCGUUAUCAAAGUACUCCCUGUCAGUGCCUCGACCUCAAAGCGCCACAUUGCCAUUGGUGUCCUUCUAGGCCUGCUACUACUCAUUCUCAUGACUAUCAUUCUCCUUUGCCGCAAACGAUUUCGAAAGCCAGACAAGAACGUACCAAAGGUCCGUAAGUACCAGGAGCUUCCUUUCCCCACAGAAACAGAAGCCGAGCAAACAGACCCUCCAAACGAUGGACCAGGAUUACCCGAAGAGGAUCCUUGGAGUAAUGACCCCCAAAACGCCGUGGAAAAUCAAGGAUCACGUGUAAAUUUUCAAUUAACACCCCUUAGAAGUUCUGAGGCGUCGGGAUAUUGUUCCCUCUCAGAAGAAGGAGACAUGUUUGAGUUCAAGGAUAGUUGUACAUUUUGUAAAGGUUCUUCAAAGAAAGCCAUGGAGGACGAGAGUGACCAGUUAGAGUACACAGAACUGCUCACUGUCGUGUGAACGGAUCUGGAUUUAUUCAGGUGCAUAUUCGGUUCAAACGGUUAUGAAUAAUUAAUGAUGUCCAAGUAUUCUACGCGAUGCUCUCAGUCGUAUUUUGACUGCAAAAAAGAGAUGAAAUACCAUUCUUCCUUUGACAGUGGUUAAAAUAUGUUUAGACGAACAAUGCGUCGUGGCUCUUGAAAUGAGUGUAUGAUAUCCACAUCAUGCAUGGGGAUUCGCCCAUAGCAUUUUUAGGAAUGGUACACGAUAUGUGUCCCCUUUUCUUCGAUUUGUAGCCGCUAAAUAUCCAACAGAAUAGUGAGGCCGCAUACUUACAAUGAAACUUUUGUCGGUCACUACGGCCCCACAUGCAAAAUACUUGGAAAGAAGAAGAGAGAUAGGUAGCCCCGUAGUACACAAACUUUCAAACAAACGAACAAAAUUCCUUGAACUGUAUUACCAAACGACAGCUGAGAGUGAGAUAAUUUUGUGAAACAGUUAGGGGGAAAAAU